This is a messenger RNA of Temnothorax curvispinosus, 532 nucleotides long. RefSeq names its product protein transport protein Sec61 subunit gamma. The transcript is spliced from 4 exons. Gene Ontology annotation, molecular function: transmembrane protein transporter activity. The record is from RefSeq and is a predicted model, not a curated record. Gene Ontology annotation, biological process: protein targeting; post-translational protein targeting to membrane, translocation. Bases 114 to 320 code for a protein of 68 amino acids. Gene Ontology annotation, cellular component: Ssh1 translocon complex; membrane. NCBI's taxonomy places the organism in Eukaryota, Metazoa, Arthropoda, Insecta, Hymenoptera, Formicidae.
CGUAGCGUAUUUUGAGUACUCGCGCAUCGCGCAGAGCCGUGCGUCCCAACGUUCAUUAAAAACGACAUUUCGUGCGGUGCGCUCGUGUGGAACGCGUAACUAUCCCAAUCGCCAUGGAUCAAAUCAAGAAGCUCACCGAACCUGGCCGUCAGUUUGCCAAGGAUAGCAUCCGGCUUGUCAAAAGAUGCACCAAGCCAGAUCGUAAAGAAUUUCAGAAGAUUGCAAUUGCUACUGCGAUUGGUUUCUGUAUAAUGGGCUUCAUAGGGUUCUUUGUUAAGCUAAUCCACAUUCCAAUCAACAAUAUCAUUGUAGGUUCAUAAAAUUAAUCCUGAAGAUUCUCAUCAAUAUUCUUAAGAAAAUUAUUGAUAAGGUUCUGUAAGACUAUUUCCGUUGUUGCAUGUCCCUUCUUACUCUUAUUUAUAAUACAAAAAUGUAUUUGCUGUGUAUUGAUUUAAUUUCGUGAGUGAGGUAGGUGAGAGAGACCCGCGUAAUAUUAAUGAGUUUUGUAAUAAAAUAGUUGUCUAAAAAAUUA